GCUAUGCUCUCAUUCGAUAGACUUCCCCUAGAUUAGGGUGGUCCUGCGUGGAUUCCACCUGGGAGUGUUUUUGAAUCCUUUCUUGUUUAUUCAGUCUUCUCUGUUUCUUUAUCUGACUCCAGGAUGAGUCAAACGUGCUUACCAGCAUGUAUUGCAGAAUCCCCCGGUUUCUAACCGGGAAAUGGUCGCCCCGCGUCUCUGGGAGGAACUUCCUGGCUUUGCUCGUGGACCUCCACAAGUUGUUGAUGUAACACAUUCUCGGCAGCUAGAGAGGACUAAAUAUACUAACUGGCUUGAGCUGACCUUUGCUCUAGAUUUAGAAGAGAGGCAUGGCGACCUGUUUCUCCCACAUGGAAACAAACAGUGGAGCGGAUUUUAUGCCCAGGUGUUUGCCAUAUAGCUUGAUACAAAACCAUGUCCUGGAAAACUAUAAGCCAAUCUAAUUUAUAGAAAUAAACUGAGUGAGAAUCAUUAUUUUUUAUUGGUACCACUUAAUGUGAAGAAAAUGCACAUUUUCCAAAAAUAUGGAAAAAACGUUCCAUUUGCCUUAUUGGGUCCAAAUGUUAGGUUUAAAUUAUUUUACUAUGCAAACUUUCUUUCAUAUCUUGGCAGUAGUGAUUUCCAUUUUUAUUCCUUUGGUAUCCAUAAUCUUAUGAGAAUCAAAAACAUAUGCUUUGAGAUCACUGGACAGCUCCUCCUCCCACAUUUUAAAAAUGCACAAGGAAGGUUAUUGCUCUGGUAGCAAAAAUAACAGGAACGCUAUGGGAGAAAAUUAUGAGGACAUCGAGGCUGAAUGGGAAAGAGGUUCAAAAGGUGCACUCCGGUUUUCAUGCUUUUGAUUUGCAAGUCAUUAAGCUGGAAGAGCCCCUGCCUCCUGCUGACUGCCACUAGGAAUGUAAUUUUUUCUUCUCUAAUAGAGGAUUGCUUAUUCAAUGACUCCAGGUUUUCAAUAUCGGAGGAGAAUAGGCGAUCUGGAUUUUCCAGGGCUGCCUAAGAUGGGGCGCUGGUUACAGGGCUAAGAGUAGAUGGACUUCUGGCCUCCCCUUUGUCUGCACGAGGAGGGUGCCCUUGGUGGGGAGGCAGAAGCAUCUCACAAAUUUUGGUCUCAGGAACUUUAGGCUGACAGAGAGAAGCCAGUGAAGAGAUGAAUGCUUUGUGUUCUCUCCUGAGGAAAAAUUAUUAGAAUUAAAAAAAAACACUUGAGGAGAGUCAGAUAUUAAAAUGUGAUGAAAGGGUGUUUUGUAGCCAGGGUUGAAGCGAUGGGCAUCUCUUGGGACAACUGGCACAGGAGUUCCAAGACCGGGGGCAGGAGAAAGCUCUACCACAGGAAGCACGAGCUGGGACGCCCCAUUGCCAACACUAAGAUUGGCCCCCACCGCAUACACGCAGUUCAAGUUCCAGGAGGCAGUAAGUACUGUGCCUUGAGGCUGGACCUGGAAAACUUCUCCUGGGGCUCCAAGUGUUGUAUGCACAAAACAAGGAUUGCUGAAGUCGUCCACAAUGCAUCCAACAACCGACUGGUCCACACCAAGCCCCUGGUGGAGGACUGGAUCGUGUUCACUGACAGCACCUGGUACCCACAGUGGUACGGGUCCCCCUGUGCACUGCUCCCGGGCCACAAGAAGGGGACCAAGCUGGUUCCCGAGGAGGAAGGGAUUUUAACCAAAAAACAUUCAAAGAAAAUUCAGGAGAAAUAUGAUGAAAGGAAAAAGAAUGCCAAAAUCAGCAGUCUUCUGGAGGAGCCGUUCCAGCAGGGCGAGUUCCUUGCACGCAUGGCUUCAAGACCAGGCCAGUGUGGCCCAGCAGAUGGCUGUGUGCUAGAAGGCAAGGAGCUCGAGCUCCAUCUUAGGAAAAUCAAAGCCCAGAAAGGCAAAUAA
This is a messenger RNA of Felis catus (domestic cat), 1877 nucleotides long. RefSeq names its product 40S ribosomal protein S8-like. Gene Ontology annotation, molecular function: structural constituent of ribosome. NCBI's taxonomy places the organism in Eukaryota, Metazoa, Chordata, Mammalia, Carnivora, Felidae. The transcript has a single exon. Bases 1227 to 1877 code for a protein of 216 amino acids. The record is from RefSeq and is a predicted model, not a curated record. Gene Ontology annotation, biological process: translation; maturation of SSU-rRNA from tricistronic rRNA transcript (SSU-rRNA, 5.8S rRNA, LSU-rRNA). Gene Ontology annotation, cellular component: cytosolic small ribosomal subunit; ribosome.